Cladophialophora carrionii CBS 160.54 is the source of this 1344-nucleotide messenger RNA. RefSeq lists its product as uncharacterized. The record is from RefSeq and is a predicted model, not a curated record. The coding region runs from base 1 to 1344 and encodes 447 amino acids. Lineage: Eukaryota; Fungi; Ascomycota; Eurotiomycetes; Chaetothyriales; Herpotrichiellaceae. The transcript has a single exon.
AUGACAUCCUUUAAACUCACUGCCACUUUUGGCACCCUCGCCCUCCUGUCCAGGGUCUCAGCCCAUGGUAUCGUGUCGGGUAUCGUGGCCAACGGCGCCUGGCAAUCAGGAUACGACCCCUCCUUCCAAUACUCGAACCCUCCUCCAGUUGUGGCCGGGUGGAGCAUUCCCCAAGUCUCCGACCGCGGCUUCGUCAGCGACUACACUUCCCCUGAUAUCAUCUGCCACAAGGGAGCUACUCCAGGCGGCUCGUACGUGAGCGUCGCCGCGGGAGACUCUAUUGAGCUUCAAUGGACAGAGUGGCCGGAGUCACACCACGGUCCGGUGAUUGAUUACCUUGCAGCCUGUGGCGACGAUUGUACCACCGUCGACAAGACCCAGCUGCUCUUCAACAAGAUCGACGAGGCUGGUCUGAAUAAUGGUGAUCCCGCGCCCGGGAAUUGGGCGUCCGAUGAUCUGAUCGCGAACAACAACUCCUGGACCGUAACCAUCCCCUCCAGCAUCGCUCCUGGGAAAUACGUCCUUCGUCACGAGAUCAUUGCCCUCCAUUCUGCAUUCGACGCUGGUGGUGCCCAGAACUACCCGCAAUGUAUCAACCUGGAAGUCUCUGGUUCUGGUACCGACAACCUGGGCAGCGGCACCAAGGGCACUGAGCUCUAUACUGCCCAGGACCCUGGUAUCUUGAUUAACAUCUACUACCCUACCGUCACCGACUACAUUAUCCCAGGGCCAGCCCUUCUUGAUGGAUCAUCCUCCGGUUCUCAACCAUCUGUUUCGGCUUCCGCUAGCACAGCCAGCGCAAGUGCCACCAGCGUGGCACCAUCCGCAGCGACUUCUUCUAUCAGCACAACAUCCUCGUCCGUCAGCGUCGAGAUCACCGCCUCGCCAGCCAAGCCUUCCGCGGUCAUCUCCCCGACCGACGACUUGCCAUCAUCCGGGCCAACGACAAUUGCUGACUCUGACUCCGUGUCUGACGCCACCACCACUGUGGAAUCAAGCUCCACAAUCACCAUCACCACCACCGUGACGCCCACAGCAUCACAACCGGAGGAGACUGAAUGUUCGUCUGAACCCGACCCCUUCCCAGCCCCACCAACUGACACGCCCAUAGCACCCACUGAUACUUCGGCCAAGCCGCCUGGAUUUCCACCCCGGCCCAGCGAUACCGAUGGGGCCACCGACGUGCAGCCGACUCCACUUCCUGCGCCAGUGCCAGUGCCAGCGCCAGAAUCGAGCACUACAGCACCUGUCUCCUUCACCAGCACGGUCACAGGCCGGAUUGGCAAGCCGACCAGAUUCGUGUGCUAUAUCGAUGACGACGAGUUCACCCUGAGUCCUGCCUAA